CACGACCCCGGGGGCUCCCUCCCAUCACCCCGACUGGCAGAGGAAGACUCCGAGGGGCCGGCAGCCGCGAGACCUGCCCGAGCGGCGCGGAGGGUCGGCGCCCGGGGGUGGGAGGCACCUCCCGUGAGGUCCGCACCGCUGGCGGGCGGGGCGGAGAGGGGGGCGCGGACGCAGGGCGGCCGCUCGGCUGGGGGCCCUCCCGGCUUCCCGAGAGCACCCCCCGGGCGCGGCCCCGCGGGCGCGCUCUGGGCUCGCGGCGGCCUGGAGGCGCGCGCCCCUGCCAGCCCGGCCGCCCGCCCGCGCGCUCCCGGCCGCGCGCCGCCGUCCUCCCCGCCUCCCUCCCCGCCCCCGGCCGGGUACCCCGCGGACCCGGGGAGCGCGCCGCCGCCAUCUUAGUGGCUCUGCCGCCUGCAGCGGAGUGCUGCGCUCGCCGAGGGGAGGGCGCCCGCGGCCCAGCGCACGGCGGCGGCGGCUCCUCGGACCCCGGUGCCCGCCGCGGCGCGAAGCGGCCGACCCCGGGCCGCGAGAGCCCCGCUCGGCGCCCGCGCGCGCCCCUGCCGCUCCCGCCUCGGGCCGGCCGCGGCGCCGGAGCCCGAACGAUGCUGCGCCGCCCCGCGCCCGCCCUGGCCGCCUGGCUGCUGCUGGCCGGGCUGCUGGGCGGCGGCGGGGGCCGGGCCGUGCGAGUUAACAAGCACAAGCCGUGGCUUGAGCCCACCUAUCAUGGCAUCGUUACGGAAAAUGACAACACAGUGCUCCUCGACCCUCCGCUGAUUGCCCUGGAUAAAGACGCACCUCUGCGUUUUGCAGAGAGUUUUGAGGUGACAGUCACCAAAGAAGGUGAGAUCUGUGGAUUUAAGAUUCAUGGGCAGAAUGUCCCCUUUGAUGCAGUGGUAGUGGGUAAGUCCACCGGCGAGGGAGUCAUUCGCUCCAAGGAGAAGCUGGACUGUGAACUGCAGAAGGAUUACACCUUCACCAUCCAGGCCUACGACUGCGGGAAGGGACCCGACGGUGCCAAUGCGAAAAAGUCUCAUAAAGCAACUGUCCACAUUCAGGUGAACGAUGUGAACGAGUAUGCGCCCGUAUUCAAGGAGAAGUCCUACAAAGCCACGGUCGUUGAGGGGCGGCAGUACGACAGCAUUCUGAGGGUGGAGGCCCUGGACGCAGACUGCUCCCCUCAGUUCAGCCAGAUUUGCAGCUAUGAGAUCGUCACUCCAGAUGUACCGUUCAGCAUCGACAAAGACGGUUAUAUAAAAAACACAGAGAAGCUCAACUAUGGCAAAGAACAUCAGUAUAAGCUGACGGUCACCGCCUACGACUGCGGGAAGAAAAGAGCCACAGAAGAUGUUUUGGUGAAGAUCAGCAUUAAGCCCACCUGCACCCCUGGGUGGCAGGGAUGGAACAGCAGGGUCGAGUAUGAGCCUGGCACGGGCGCUUUGGCCCUCUCCCCAGACGCCCACCUGGAGACGUGUGAUGAGUCCGUGGCCUCGGUGCAGGUGACGGUGGAGCUGGAGACCAGCCACAUAGGGAAAGGCUGUGACCGGGACACCUACUCCGAGAAGUCCCUUCACCGGCUCUGCGGCGCUGCGUCUGGCACUGCUGAGCUGCUCCCUUCCCCCAGCGGGCCCUUGAACUGGACCGCCAGCCUGCCCACGGACAAUGGCCACGACAGCGACCAGGUCUUUGAGUUCAACGGCACUCAGGCCGUGAGGAUCCCAGAUGGCGUUGUUUCCAUCAGCCCCAAAGAGCCUUUUACAGUUUCCGUGUGGAUGAGGCACGGGCCAUUCGGCAGGAAGAAGGAGACGAUUCUUUGCAGCUCAGACAAAACAGAUAUGAACCGGCACCAUUAUUCACUCUAUGUCCAUGGCUGCCGGCUUAUUUUCCUUCUCCGCCAGAAUCCUUCAGAAGAGAAGAAAUACAAACCUGCAGAAUUCCACUGGAAGUUGAAUCAGGUCUGCGAUGAGGAGUGGCAUCACUACGUCCUCAAUGUGGAAUUCCCAAGUGUGACUCUCUAUGUGGACGGUGUUUCUCAUGAGCUCUUCUCUGUGACUGAAGAUUACCCUCUUCAUCCAUCUAAAAUCGAAACUCAGCUCGUGGUUGGGGCUUGCUGGCAAGAGUAUUCAGGAGUUGAAAAUGACAGUGAAACUGAGCCCAUGCCUGUGGCCUCUGCAGGUGGUGACCGGCACUUGGCCCAGUUUUUCCGAGGCAAUCUGGCUGGCCUGACCAUCCGUCCCGGGAAACUCGCGGAUAAGAAGGUGAUUGACUGUCUGUAUACCUGCAAGGAGGGGCUAGACCUGCAAGUCCCCGAAGACAGUGGCAGCGGUGUGAAGAUCCAUGCCAGCCCCAGUCAGUUGGUGCUGACCUUGGAAGGAGAGGACAUCGGGGAGCUGGACAAGGCCAUGCAGCGUGUUUCCUACCUGAACUCGCGGCAGUUCCCCACACCUGGGAUCCGAAGACUCAAAAUCACCAGCACGGUCGAGUGUUUUAAUGAGGCCACCUGCCUGUCAGUCCCCCCAGUAGGCGGCUACGUGAUGGUUUUGCAGCCAGAGGAGCCCAAGAUCAGCCUUAGUGGCAUCCGCCACUUUGCUCGAGCGGCUUCUGAAUUUGAGAGCUCGGAAGGGGUUUUCCUCUUCCCCGAGCUUCGGAUCAUCAGCACCAUCACGAGAGAAGUGGAGCCCGAAGGGGAAGGGGACGAAGACCCCACAGUUCAAGAGUCACUUGUGUCUGAGGAGAUCGUGCACGACCUGGACACCUGCGAGGUCACGGUGGAGGGUGAGGAGUUGAACCGAGAGCAGGAGAGCCUGGAGGUGGACCUGGCUCGCCUGCAGCAGAGGGGCAUGGAGGCGAGCAGCUCCGACCUGGGCAUGAUUUUCACAGGCGUGGACUCCAUGGCCAACUACGAGGAGGCUUUGCGCCUCUUGCGCUACCGGAACUGGCACACCAGGUCCUUGCUUGACCGCAAGUUCAAGCUCAUAUGCUCCGAGCUGAAUGGCCGCUACGUCAGCAAUGAAUUUCAGGUGGAGGUGGAUGUGAUCCACACGGCCAACCCCGUGGAACACGCCAGCUACCUGGCUGCCCAGCCGCAGUUCGUGCACCCUGAGCACCAUGCCUUCGUUGACCUCUCGGGCCACAACCUGGCCAAGCCCCACCCGUUUGCAGGCGUCCCUGGCACUGCAGCCGUCGUGGCCGUGGGCUGCGUCAGCUUCUUGGUGUUCAUGGUCGUGUUGGGAGCGUUCCGGAUCCGCGCUGCUCACAGGCGAGCCACGCGGGACCAGGACUCCGGGAAGGAGAACGAGAUGGACUGGGACGACUCCGCCUUGACCAUCACUGUGAACCCUAUGGAGACAUAUGAGGACCAGCCCAGCAGCGAGGAGGAGGAGGAGGAGGCGGGGGACAGCGAGGACGGCGAGGAGGACGACGACCUCACCAGCGCCGAGUCGGAGAGCAGCGAGGAGGAGGAGGGGGCCCGCGGGGACCGGCCCAGCGCCAGCAGGCCGCAGCAGCUGGAGUGGGACGACUCCACCCUCAGCUACUGAGCGCCCGCUGCCCUGCCCGCUGCUGCGGGCACCCCCGCCAUCCCGCCAUGCCGCCCCCGAGGGCCCCUGAUGUACAAAGUCAUUCUGGCCAGUAGGUCCGCAGACCCUCCCCAUCGCUGACCAUCUGCCUGUGCUCCGUGUAGGACCGUAGCCCCCCGCCCGCCUGACCUCUCGUAAGUCUUGGGAGGAGCGCACACCCGCCGCCGUGGAGCUGCUGCGAGGACUGAAUGCGGGACCGUCGGGUGAAGUUGCUCACUCCCACCUGCUCAUCCUUUUCUUUUUUGAUUUUUUUUUCUAAGAGUUUUUAUUUUUUCUGAACUAGUGCAUGUAUAAAGUGGCAGAAUGGGGUUAACAUGUAGAUGAUGAACUGACUUUUUAAUAUUUUGUACAUAAAUUGGGAUCUCUCCUGUCCUUUGUGCCGGCAUAACCGAGGGCUGGAGUGCAACGUGAAGUCGAAAACACUGAGCGCAGGAGAGACCCCGUGGGCUUCAGCCUCUGCCCCCACAGUCAAGGAGAAGGGGCCUGCCCCGCCCCAGCCCUGCUCGGUACAGCCCCGGCCUCUGGGUGUGUGGCCGGGGCAGGUAGGGGCAGGGAUUUCUCUGUGCUGCACAGUAGGGGGGGCCGGAUCAGGGACCCCUCUUUGGAGGCUGGAAGUGGCCAGGGCUCUCCUUUGGGAUUCUUCCCAUCUCUCAUUUGCGGAGGGGUGGGGUGCCAGGGAAUCUGGCCUCUCGCUGCACUCCUUCAGUGACCAGCAGCCCCUUGUUCGGGAAUCUGGGCUCCCCGUGCGCAGCUGUGGGGUUCAUGUCUGCCGGAUGCACGUUUCCUCGCUGGUGGAGCAUGUAUUUGAUGGUGUGGAUGGCAAACUGACCACUUGGUUUGGAGACAGCGUCACACCUGAGCGAUCUGUACUUAGAACGUCCGUUAAAAGGACACACAGGCCUGAAGGCAGACAGCCUGUGCUAGACUCCCCCCCACAGCCCAUGCUCGCCUCCCCAGAGCCCGUGGGUCAAGCCCACCGUAGUAGCGAGGGGCCCAGCCGCUUCACGCUGUGGGGAAGGAAAAGGAGAGGACUGUCAUGAGCUAACCCCACAGCACUUUGUUUUUAAUUUACAUGUAAAAUUUUAGAUUUCUAAAAUCGGGGUAAAAUAAUUUUGAAUACUGUUCUCUGAUCAGAACUGCUAGUUUCGAGGACACUGCCGGCUGUCCCGUGUUGUGUGUGGCUGCCCUCCCUGUACCGUCACCGUAGCUGCUCUGUGUAGACAAUGGAUAGACGCAAAUGCAGGCACCAGGCGUGCUCGCGCUGUGCCACAUGGAAUCACCCUUCAGACAUGUAUGUUGAUAGGUCGGAAAGUGUAUACACUACAAUAAAGUUCUGGUUCUAAUUCC
Manis pentadactyla (Chinese pangolin) is the source of this 4919-nucleotide messenger RNA. RefSeq names its product calsyntenin 1 (gene CLSTN1). The transcript is spliced from 19 exons. The record is from RefSeq and is a predicted model, not a curated record. The coding region runs from base 600 to 3533 and encodes 977 amino acids. Gene Ontology annotation, biological process: positive regulation of synaptic transmission; homophilic cell-cell adhesion; positive regulation of synapse assembly. Gene Ontology annotation, molecular function: amyloid-beta binding; kinesin binding; X11-like protein binding. Gene Ontology annotation, cellular component: postsynaptic membrane; cell surface. NCBI's taxonomy places the organism in Eukaryota, Metazoa, Chordata, Mammalia, Pholidota, Manidae.